GUAUUUUCAAAGGAAUUGUUUUGUAUAGGUGCUGUAAAUAAUUCCAUAAUCUAAUUGAAAGGAUGAUAGAGAAAAUGGGAUCUAUACAAGGAGCGUAGCCAUUUUCAGAUGAUAUCGGGACAAAGAUUAUUGAAUAUCAAUUUCUAUUCACAAUACGUGUCUAAGGGAAAUUCACUUUGUUGAAUAUUCAGUAGAACUUUUAAAUGCUUCCAUAGAUACUAACAGUUACCCACAUUGUGACAUAAUGGAUGUUACUACAUAGAUUAUAGUAUAUGUAGAAGGGGUUUCUGAAGACGCAUCGAUAUUGAAGAAAUAUAUAUAAUAUUGUAUACUAUAACUAUAAAAUAAACCCUUUAACUUGCUACGGUCGAGAUAUAUGGUCUUUUUAUCCGCAUAGCACUUUGUGUUACCUCGCAAGCGAAGGAAUCUCUAGAUCACUACGUAGGUGAUCAAUAAAAUGAUCAAGAAUCGAAAAAUCAGAGUUGCAUAGCCUUUUGUCAGUUCUAUGCUCAUCAAAAUUUAUAUUAAAUCCCAUUAAAGUUUUUUAUGCUAAUAACUAUUUAUCAUUCAGUUAUAAUCAACUUAAUAUUUCUUGAAGUUUUGGCUUACAAUUUUGUGAAGAGCCGUAUGCGAUAUAGCAUGUGCUAUUUUAGAUGAAUUGAUGCAAUUCCUACUGAGCAUUUUAAAAAUAAAGUGAUAGUAACAGUUUGAUUUUGAGCUUUGAGUAUAUAAGGAGAGAUGUUUUAAUUUUGACUUGCUUCAUAUUAUUAGACACUUAAUAAAGGGGCUUACAUAAGACUAAAACCUUUUACUUUUUUUAUUUUGACCAACGCUAUGCAUUAUACAAGGCUUUUUCUUACCAAGUGGCGACCAUCUUUUGUAAACCACUUACCAGAUGUUAUUUCUACACCUCACAUGAAACCUGUUGAGGAGACAAAAAGGCUUCACCUUCCAUUGUCUUUAAAAGCUCGUGAUGCGCUGGCGAAUCGGUCGAAUGAUUAUCAAUAUCAUGUGGUAACUCAAGAUUGGUUUGGACAGCGCGUAGAUGACUUUAUCACGCAGCAUCACGCGGAGUGGAGUUAUGAAACCGUCAAACGUCUUGUAGAAGGUGGACAUAUUUAUCGGUAUCGUAAGAACGGGAAGAAGCGCUUCACGCGUCUCACCGAUCGUCUUGAGUUUGACGAGCUUUUGGUAGUGCCAACCCACGCCUUUUGGCAAAGGGAACUAGCUCCUCCUAGCGGAGUAGAAGUUGAUCCAGCAAAGCCUCAGUUAAAAUCUAGUUUUCGUUUAACUGCUCACGCUAAGGAAAAAGCUCUUGAGAUGGUGCUAUUUAAGAACGAAUAUGUCGUCGUGAUUAACAAACCUGCUGGGGUACCGAUGAUGCCCACAACGAACCCAUUGGACAUGAACAUCACCGACCUUCUUCCGGCAUGGAAAUAUACGAAUACGUCAAAACCGAUUGUUUGUCAUAACCUGGAUAGAGAAACGAGCGGAUGUGUGGUGCUCGCGCGAACUAGAAGUGCGCAUCGGAUGCUAGGCCGUAUGUUUGUUAAACGAGUCGUCCCGAAUAGCGUCUAUUGGGGGUUAUGCGCUGGAAAACCUACCGUGAACUACGGCCGUAUUCGUAUGCAUUUUGAACUAAAUAAAGGGAAUCAUGGGAAUAUCAUUAUCGUGCGUCCUUCUCCUACGAAAGAAUCAAAGGUCGGAAUCGCAGAGUUUGUAGUAAACGCGAGCGCGCUGGAGUUUGCGAGUUUUAUAUCUUUUUAUUCUCUUACGAGUCGUCGACAUCAGGAGCGGAUAAUGGCGGCCCAUGCUCUGCGAUGUCCGUUAUUAGGCGAUGCCAAAUACGGCGGUGAAAGCUCCUUUCCUCAGUUUCUUUCGCUUUUUGGCGAUUCAAAGGAUAAGGGCAUUCCACUUCAUCUCCAUCACAGGAAAAUUCAACUACCGUACAAAAAUGGAUCAGGAGAAUUUAUCUGCGUUACGGCACCACUUCCUCUGCAUAUGGAAAAAAUGUUUUCAAGGCUGGGUUGGCCGUCUAAUGCGGAUGAUCCACUUAUUCCCGGAUAA
Phytomonas sp. Hart1 is the source of this 2067-nucleotide messenger RNA. The record is from the annotation of a GenBank genome assembly. Lineage: Eukaryota; Euglenozoa; Kinetoplastea; Trypanosomatida; Trypanosomatidae.